AUGGUUCCUCAACCAGAACAAAAAGGUGUCUACUUGGUGAUCUACAUCAUCACAAUUGUGACUGGAUUCCCAUCUAACCUCCUGGCUCUCCAUGCUCUCAUACGGAAGCUCCGUACCAAGGCCACACCUAAUGCCAUCCUCCUCCUUAACUUAACCAUCUCUGAUUUAUCAUUUCUGGUCUUCCUCCCAUUCAAGGUAGCUGAGGCACUUCAGGGCCAAUGGGACAUGCCCCCCUUCCUCUGUCCACUGAGUGGCCUCUUCUAUUUUAGCACCAUAUACUCCAGCACUUUGUUUCUCACUGCUGUUAGUGUAGAGAGGUAUCUUGGCGUAGCUUUCCCCAUCAAGUACAAACUGUACCGCAAGCCAAGCUAUGCUGUAGCUGUAAGUGGAUUCCUAUGGGUCUCCUCUUUUGCACAUUGUAGUAUUGUCUACAUUACAGAGUAUCAUGAUAUUGACAAUAACGUUAAUAAGUCAGUCUGCUAUGAUCACUUCACAGAUAAGCAGAUGGAGGUGCUCUUACCAUUCCGUCUAGAACUAGGGCUUGUCCUCUUCUGUUGCCCAUUUCUUAUCACAUGUUUCUGCUACUGUAGCUUUAUCAAAAUAUUAGUGUCCUCACCCCACAUUCACAGAGUGAAAAAGCAGAGAGCCAUUGGAUUAGUCAUAACUACCAUGACUGUUUUUGCCAUAUGUUUUGCCCCAUACAACGCUUCACAUGUGGUGGGCUUUAUUAUUAAAGACAACGUGAAAUGGAGGGAUGAAGCUUUGCUACUCAGCACCUUCAAUGCUAGUUUGGAUCCUAUCAUCUUUUACUUCUCCUCUACAGCUGUGCAGCAAUCUUGUAAAUACUGUUUGAUGAAAUUAACUUUCUGGAAUUCUAUCCCAGCUCUGCAUAAAAUUAUUGGCAAACAAAGUAUGACUUUGGCACAUCCUCCAUUUUCUGAAAAUCAGAUUGAUAGCUCUAAGUUAUAA
Molecule: messenger RNA, 969 nt
Organism: Bombina bombina (fire-bellied toad)
Lineage: Eukaryota; Metazoa; Chordata; Amphibia; Anura; Bombinatoridae
Product: free fatty acid receptor 2-like
Exons: 1
Coding region: 1-969 (322 amino acids)
Biological process (GO): cellular response to fatty acid; G protein-coupled receptor signaling pathway
Cellular component (GO): plasma membrane
Molecular function (GO): G protein-coupled receptor activity
Source: RefSeq, a predicted model, not a curated record